Rotaria sp. Silwood1 is the source of this 216-nucleotide messenger RNA. Lineage: Eukaryota; Metazoa; Rotifera; Eurotatoria; Philodinida; Philodinidae. The record is from the annotation of a GenBank genome assembly.
AUGGAUCAUUGUAUAACAACACCAUCACUAUCAGAAUCACAAACAACUGAUGAUUCUGGAAGUUUAUUUAUCAAAAGUGGUGCUGCUUAUCAACAAGCUCGAUCAUUAUGGCGUAUUGAAUGUUUUAACCCUUUCGUACCGUGGUUAUUUUCUGUAAGAAAAUCGAAUGUAUUUAAUGAGAAAGUACCUCUUAUUACACUUGAUGAAAGAGCUUGA